Messenger RNA from Yamadazyma tenuis ATCC 10573, 480 nucleotides. The record is from RefSeq and is a predicted model, not a curated record. NCBI's taxonomy places the organism in Eukaryota, Fungi, Ascomycota, Pichiomycetes, Serinales, Debaryomycetaceae.
AUGAAACCAACUAAAAAGUCUGCUAGAGCUUUUACUUCUCUUGAGAAUCCCACCAUGAAACCAACUAAAAGACUUGCCAGAGUUUUUCCAGAAAUUCCUAGUGAGAAUUCGAAUGUCAAUUAUGAUACUAUGAAUAUCAUAGAAGUUACCCCUUUGAAUUCUGCUACACCUAAACAGUUUUUGGUGCCAAGAGAAAUCGGAGAACAGUACAUGCAAAUGAAAGGCUGCAUCCUGAGAAUCUCAGAAGAAAAUGCUGAGCUUCGCCAACAAAUUCUCCUUUAUAAGCAACAAAACGCCUUAGGUUCAAAACUCUACAUCAAGUCCCCACCAGUAUCCCCUUCAGUACAAAGGAAUAUGUACCUGGUUCUGCUGGUACAGCCACUCGACUUCAGAAGUUCUCUGAAUCAGCAAAUAUAUGGGAUACCGCCAACUAUUAUAUACGUGCCUUUUGUUCCAGGUGAUUAUCCUCCUCCCAGCUAG